CAAUGCUGCGACUUCAUCCCAUGGAGAAUAAGAACCCCAGCCUUCGCCGCACAACUACAGUUCCUCCCAAGCAUUCACCCACUUCUUCUUCGCUGUGCACUGCCCGACUCCCUUCUCUUCCCCUUCUUCCUUUGCUUUGAUCCACCCGGAGCUGGACUCUACCUUAAUCCUCUCUUCACAUCCAUAAUUGUCCCCCCUCAUACCAAAAGCUCUGGUAGCAGUCCUCCUUCUUCUUUCACAAUGUACAACCGCCAAACAACCCCCCCAACUACCUCCUUCAACUACUUCCCCGGGAGUGCCGGCUCAAUAUCAGAUGGUGGCUUCUACUCGCCAAAUGCUUCGCCAGCCGACUCCAACUACACAGUCAACACCACUCCUCCCCGAUCACCCAUCAGGCAACAUGGCCCGCUCCUCCUCCCCAAGGUCCGCACCCAAGAUCAGAUCGCAGAGCCCACCACCGGCCCCAUCAGACAUCGCCGGACGACGUCUACCGCUUCCAGCAUGAGCUAUGGCUCUGCCUACAGCCCUUACUCUCGCCCUAAUUCCAUGGUGCGCAGAGGUUCAAGUCCCUUUGCCAACCAGCACGUCAACAGCACCCUCACAUCCCCCGUCUCCACAUCAUCAUACGACUUGGGCCUCACUUCGACUCUCAACUCCCCAAUCGUCUUUGCCACGGAGCCUCGCCGCGCUUCCAUCGCCAACCAUGGCCGAUCGCACUCUGCUUCCGCUCUCAGCAGACACUCGCGCGCUGGCUCCGCCGGCAGCAUCGACGAGUCGGUCAUCAACCGCUACGGAUUCCCUACCUACCGCAACAUCCCCACCUACAUGACCACCUCCAACGCUGGUCAGCCCAACCUGGACUUGGUCACUGCUCUCCCAACCACAUUCCCUCAGAUCCACGAAACCUCGUAUGCUGCCACCACGGCUUCGUCGCAGGACUUUGCUUUCCCCGAGUUCGACCAGGCUCCCGCCGUCCAGUACCCUUUCUCCACCGAGGUCAACUUCGACAGCUUCCCCGUGACCCCCACCUCCUCCCUCAUGGAGUACCUCACUGCACCCAACCCAUCCCCAGCCCUGGUCCGCCGCCUCACCGCGCAACCGCGAGGCGUCAACACACACUUCUGGUGGGACAUUCGCAACCUCCGCAGCUGGACCGACUUCAACAUCUCCACCAUCACUUCCCUCCCCUCGGUCCUCCCCCUCCUCGAGGUCCCCAUCACCGCCAACUACCUCCCUGAGCCCGCGCGCCAGAACGCUCAGCCCGAGAACGAGAGCACCCUCCACGAUAUCUACACUUCCCACUACACCACCAAGAUCAACGCCGCUCUCAAGGUCGCCCAGGGAACCACCCACAUGGUCAUGCGCGGCGUCAAGUCCAUCCCCGGCCAGAACCCGCAACCCGACUUCAUCUCCAGCUACCCCUCCGACUACGAGAAGACCAUCUUCGGCGACCACCGCGGCCGCGUCGUCGGCCUCGUCAAGUGCUACGACCAAUGGAACACGGGCAUGCGCGGUGAAUCCCCCCCAAAGCAGGUCCUUUACCUCCAGGGCCUCGCGCACCUCCAGCGCGCUAUGCGCGAGCACGGCUGCCGUUACGGUUUCAUCCUCACCGAAAUCGAGCUUCUCUGCGUCCGCUGCGGCGGUCCCUCGGAUGACUCCACCGUCGACCCCACCACCGUCAAUGCGCAAGCCGGCGUCCCCAUCUUCGGCUACCUCGAGGUCUCUCCUCCCAUCAGCCUCUCCACUCACAGCAACAACAACGGAGGCGAGGAAGGCGAGAUCAAGAUGACCGCUGCCCUCGCGCUGUGGUACCUCCACAUGCUGGCCAAGGAGAACCCCUUUGAGGGUAUGGGCACGUGGCGCAUGGAUGUCGGUGGCCCUGCCGCCCUCACCCGCCAGAACAUCGUGGAGAAAGAUGCAUGGAUCCCCAAGCCGCAGAUGGGCGAGAAGAGGGAGGCCAAGCGUGUUCGCGGGUGGGUUUUCCCCGAGGAGCCGCUUAGCAAGAGGGAGUGUGGACGUGGGAAGAGGAGGGGUGCGUGA
Molecule: messenger RNA, 2040 nt
Organism: Periconia digitata
Lineage: Eukaryota; Fungi; Ascomycota; Dothideomycetes; Pleosporales; Periconiaceae
Source: the annotation of a GenBank genome assembly